Messenger RNA from Pomacea canaliculata, 4223 nucleotides. RefSeq lists its product as uncharacterized. Bases 1632 to 2534 code for a protein of 300 amino acids. Lineage: Eukaryota; Metazoa; Mollusca; Gastropoda; Architaenioglossa; Ampullariidae. The record is from RefSeq and is a predicted model, not a curated record. The transcript is spliced from 3 exons.
UUAUGACUUAUGACAGCAAUUAAGUCGUUUUACUCGCGCACACAUCCAUGAGCACACGUGCUCUAUUGCUCUCAUUCUCACGUUGAUAUUACUCGUCUUUGAUGGACUUCUUGUCGAAAUUGUGACUGGCAAAUAUUUGCACGAUAUCACACACAUUUUAUAAUUGUAUGUUUGACAAUAUAAUAGUUUUUUUGACAGUCCGGUUAAGACGGCUCUUUCAAUUGUCUUCUCCCUGCCCCACCCCCGUUCUCCGUGCUUGCGAGCUGUCGCAUCGGUGUUGUUAUUUCUGCCUUCAAGAACGCUAAAGUUGUCCAUGGACCACACACCCUCCUCGCAGUCGCCGAGCCGGCCACAUCGAUCGCCAAUGCGCAUAACAUUACAGCCCCCGACUACAGCAACCACGCGCGCGCACGCCCGUUCACACAACGGCCACGACAACAUCCACUGCGGCACGAGGCGUUGACGUCACAGCCACGUAGAUCUUCCGAACGAAUGGCACCAGAGGCAUAAGGAAAAAAAAAACCAAACCCACCCUGCUGGCAGUGGCUUCCAUUCCCAGGACAGGAAACAAGCUGCGUGCAUCAGUAAGCCAUUGAUGUGGACGACACAGUUUCCUCUAUCAUUGGUGCGUAUCUUCGUAUCAGGGUGUUUGCAUCUCGCUGUCCUCUACUCAGCGGUGAGAAAGCUAGUCUGAUGACGACGACAACUACAACGCAGGGCCUCUAGGAAGGUCGCAACAGCCGUUGGUAGGUAACUACGGGCAACGGGGCGAAUUGAUUGAGCAGUGUAAAUGCAUGCAUGGCAUAUGAGGUAUCGAAAUGAAAGACAAGCGCUUGAUUUGAAAAACAAGUGACGCACCUCUCAAGACGAAUCAAUCGUCAGGUUAAGGUAGAAAUCGGGCGAAUGUUGCAGACCAAACAGAGCUUGAAAAUGCAGCUUCGUUCGGAUCGCAUGCUACUGCAGUAUCGAUGCAUCAAGUGAGCCGCACCAUCGUGCCAGCAAGAGUGAACGCCGUGCAUAUCGGUCUGUUAUGCAUGUGGGCGUUGCCAAUUUUUUUUUUUUUUUUUCAUCGCUGUGUUAGGCGAUGUAACCGACCCUGAGCUGCGACAUCAUUUUUUGGGAUAGUCGCGCAUUUCUUUCACAUCACAGGUCAGGUUGGGGACAGAGCGCCAUCUCGGCGAGGUAAGACCAUGGGUAAUCGAUUUAUAUAUACAUAGUGCGAUACUGCAUCUAUCUGUGGCGGACAUGUUGCGAUUGUGAAAGUACGAGGCUGAUUUUCUAACCCCCGUCAUGUUUGCGAAGCGUGACGACACCAGACUUCGUCCUAGGACGUCUCCAACUCCGAGUCGACGGGUGGUAACGGACCGCCGCAACCCUUACUCUAUCGAUGACGAGGACGAGGUAGGCUUGACCCCGAGUCUCCGACUGAAAGCAAGAGAUGCCUCUCCCGGCAGUCACGGACGAAUUUCCACGUCGGCACCGAACGGGAGCACGUCACCAUAUUUGAGCAGACGCUAUCGCGAUGCGCGCGCACAACCGAACCACCCAGACAACAGCGCGAGUGGCUUUACUUCCGGUAAGGGCAAAACCUUCCAAGAACCAUUCCAGGAGAGAGGACGAAUGCUGUCCUCAUGUCCCGACCACGCCAACGAGAAACGCAUGGCAAGGCAGGAAGACCCAGGUCCUUCCCCGAAGAGCAAGUGUCUCGACACCUGUCGCCGAACGUAGGGUACAGCCGAUAUUACGGUGGGUCGAGUCCCAACACUCGCGAUCUGUCGCCUGGCGAGUAUCACAGGUCCUCUGUGGGUAAGAUGCCAAGUUCUCUGAGCGGUGGGGAUAUUUCCCCGGGCAGCGACGAAGGGUCCUCUACCGUCACACUGACGUCUGCGUCUUUGAUGGCGAAACAGAUCACAGCUUCAGGCAUGGAAGGCAGCUUCACUUCUGAUGAUGGCCACACCUGGCACACGGCGCUCACCUGCUACCUGUGUGGUCAGCUCUUUCGCCGUCCACGGAUAUUGCCCUGUGGUCACACCUUCUGCAGUGAGUGCCUGGCGCAAUUGAAGGAGGAGACUAUGCGGGAAGGUCGGCGCGUGCCUGCGUCAGCCUGCACGUGGGAAGGGCGCCAGAAGGCCGAUAUCGGCAGUCAGUUCGUGUGCCCCAUGCCCGAGUGUCGCUACUCCAUGCGCCUGAUGAACCUCGGCCGAUGGUCCACGCGCAACAAGACUGUCAGUGAUGCUGUGACUGCUUACAGGAAAAUCUUUGAAAAUAGACAGGACGCCUGCACUCAGACGGACAUCACGAUGGAGUCGAUGCUGGUGACGAUCCCUCGGUCACUGCUAGAGGAGCCGCUCCCAGUCGGCAGCGAGGGUACCAUGAUGCGGCUCAGCUCGUCUUCACUGGUAGACCGCAUGGUGCACCGCGCGCUCAGCAUGGACAGCCUGAACAGGAACUACAUCCCCCAGCAGCACGCGUCCUGGCGCUCCUACGUCGCCAUGUUGGGCAUGCACAUCCUGCAGCAGGUGAUUCACACCUGAAACCUCACCUUCAGCCUCCUUCCUUUUGUUCGCGAGCGGUCGCCGCCGAAAGCGAGCGCUAACAGUGUGACCACGAACUCGUAUUAUUCCUCCGUGGUGUGACUGUAGGCGUUCGCUGCGGUACUGACUCAAAUGACAGAGACCCUGAGACCUUAGAAGAGACCUGAGUCGAUGCUGGUGACGACCAUCUCCCUCCCGCACAUCCCUGUCUGCAGUACCGGCGCAGAUGACAGACACUGUGAGACCUAAAGAAGUGAAAACUGAUUUCAAGGUGUAUCAGACUAUUCUGAACAGACAACAUAAAUUCCUGGUUGAUUAAAACAUUUUUCCUAGCCUUGCUUUCCUUGUGCGUGUAGGUUGAGACGAGACUUGUAGCAGCUGUAGCGAUUUCUGUAGAUUCUGAAGACAAGUCAACACUGAAGGCGUAUGCACGUUGGAGAGCUACAGGACGACCGCGGAACUUCUUGUUGAUGAAGUUAGGCGACAAGCCAGCAAGCGCGCAUCUUUCGUCCGUCAUAGAGUUAAAAGUCUACUGGAAGAGCAGUCAAUGAUCAGAGUGAACAGACCAGGUGGACGACAACAUUUUACCAUCCUCAUUGUCACAUGCCUGAAAGACCAAAGCUCAUGCCUUUGCAUAAAAUUUCGUUUCUUUGUCACGAUUUCACUAUGACAGCCACUAAAUACCCUUUUUUCUUAUAUUUUAAAAUUAUAUUGUGCAACAGUCACAUAUUAAUACGUGUUCUAAACAAUUUGGCAUGCUAAUAUCUUACAAGUGCAAUUUACUGCUAUUUUUUUUAUCCUUGGCCGUUGCUAAAAUUUCUGUUUGUCUAACAUCUGAUUUUAGUGUCAGCAUGAAAAUGUGCAUGAGUAAUAUAUAUAUAUGGUAAGAAAUUUGCGUUUUUCCCUUUCAGUGUGCAGUUGGUUUUCAUUCAUCGCACUGUUAGUUGAGUGAUCACAACUGAUAACAGUUCAAGAUUAUUUAAGUAGUCGUCUAUUAUUUUUUAACCAUGUAGAAUCUAGAUGCCGUCGCGUUUAAUUAUCGCCUUCAUUGUUUGUCGUCCCCAUUGCUGUGUUAUUUUUGACCUUUCUUCUCAAGAUUUAGGUGUUGUGUCCCCUAAAUUCUUUACAUAGUACUAUACAUGCCUAAUAUGUACUAUAUAAAUAUAUCAGAUCGCGUUAUAGUAUAAAGUGUGGAUGAAAGCAUCAACUUGGUACGUGUCUGACAUGUGCGAAAGGAGAGAAACAGUAUACUCACAUAUGUCAGAGGCUUGAAUGUAUCGGACCUACCCCGUGAAACUAUAAGUAUCUAUUCUAGAUUCCGGAGAAUGCUUAGAAUCUCAGGUAUAUGUGGCCAUAGAAAUUUCUAGAAGCUUGAUGCACGUAUGCUGAUCCUGCUUCAUAUUUUAUGAUUUAUAUCGUCAAGAAUAAUUUUAAAAUGCAAAUGUCAGAUUUAUUAUUACUUGUUAUUUACACACAUCAUUUUUAUACUUUGUGUUCCAAUUUUCUUUUGGGAAGGGGCGGGUAGGAGAAUGCUUUUACGUACAUGUAUUGAAAAGCAUUGUUUGCAUAAUGACAUUUUUUUGUCUUCUCAAAUACAGAUUUCUAAAGCCAGUAAUUCUGUGUUGUAUUCAUGGAUAUUUCGCUUCAUUUCUUCACUAGAAAACAGGCAGAUGGAGUAAAAGCGACUCA